AUGGGUACUGGAGACUUGAAUCUAUUGAAAUCGUGGAACCCUAAGCUUGUCAAAAAUAGAAAGAAAGUAUGGGAAAAAGAACAAAGACUACUAGAAGAGGACGAGAAGAUACGAAAGAGACAGCUUGAGAUAGCGAAGGAGAAAGAAGAAGAGGAGUUACUUGCGGGCAGGGACUCUACUAAGGGUAGAAAGACUGGGUUGGAAUGGAUGUAUCAGGACGAUCCCACAGCAAAGGAGGAUUACUUGCUCGGAAAGAAGAAACUAGACACUACAGUUAUAAAAAAAGCAGAAGUGAUGGAGGAAAAUCAAACCCCACUAACGAAAAUUAAUAAAACUACUGUUAUUCCUGACGCCAUUUACUCAAAAGAGGAUCCAAUGGCUCGCUUUGGCACAAAAGUUAAACGUAACAAAGUUGUUAAGAAGGAGCCUGUGAAGCCGUUACGAGGUAAAACUACGAAUGAGCCACGAACUGACAACAUAAAACCAAAAUCUGACUACAAGAAACGCUUACAAGAAGAACUUGACUACUGA
Messenger RNA from Nakaseomyces glabratus, 531 nucleotides. RefSeq names its product U2-type spliceosomal complex subunit CWC25 (gene CWC25). Gene Ontology annotation, cellular component: U2-type spliceosomal complex. Gene Ontology annotation, biological process: mRNA splicing, via spliceosome. Lineage: Eukaryota; Fungi; Ascomycota; Saccharomycetes; Saccharomycetales; Saccharomycetaceae. The record is from RefSeq and is a predicted model, not a curated record.